UCCCAAGAUGGCGGAUCGCCUGCCUUCGGAGUUUGAUGUGGUGGUCAUAGGAACGGGUUUGCCUGAAUCUAUCAUAGCAGCUGCGUGUUCAAGAAGCGGCCAAAGAGUUCUGCAUCUGGAUUCGAGAGCUUACUAUGGCGGAAAUUGGGCAAGUUUCAGUUUCUCAGGAUUAUUGUCCUGGAUAAAAGAAAACCAGGAAAAGGCAGACCCUUGUGAAGAAAGCGAAGCCUGGAAAGAACUGAUCCUUGAAAAUGAAGAAGGCAUUCCUCUUGGCAAGAAGGACAAAACCAUUCAGCAUGUUGAAGAGUUUUGCUAUGCCAGUCAGGAUUCAGUGGAAGAUGUGGAAGAAGAUGGCGCGCUGCCAAAGCUCUCUGCCUUGGUCACUCCUGCUUCUGGUGAAGAUGUAGGGGAAGCUUGCAUUACUGCUGAUGAGGAGCGCUUGCCUUUAGAGGGUCAAUCGUCGGGAUACAAAAGUGAAGAAACCUCCCUGGAAAGUCCUGCAGGAAGCCACGCAGAACGUGCUGGCGGCAAUGACAGUGUAGAAGUCACCUCUCUAGGAGAGGAACACGGCCACAACAUAACCUCCGAUCAAUCAGUAUCGGGAACGGAGAGCAACGAAUCCGCAUCAAUAACGGAUGCUACUGCUGAACCGAAGCAAAUUACUUAUCCCCAAAUUGUUAAAGAAGGCAGGCGAUUUAAUAUUGAUUUAACUUCCAAGUUACUUUAUUCCCGAGGAUUGUUGAUAGACCUUCUGAUUAAGUCCAACGUUAGCCGAUAUGCCGAGUUUAAAAAUGUCACCCGGAUUCUUGCAUUUCGAGAAGGGAGAGUGGAACAGGUGCCCUGUUCCAGGGCUGACGUCUUCAACAGCAAGCAGUUGACCAUGGUGGAAAAGAGAAUGCUGAUGAGAUUCCUGACGUUUUGCCUGGACUAUGAAGAGCACCCAGACGAAUAUCAAGCUCAGAAGGAUCGUAAGUUUUCUGACUACUUGAAAACCCAGAAGUUGACUCCCAAUCUGCAGCAUUUCAUCUUGCAUUCCAUCGCGAUGGUUUCGGAGGCAGGCAGCUGCACCACCGAUGGCCUGAAGGCCACCCAGAAAUUUCUGCAGUGCCUCGGCCGCUACGGCAACACUCCGUUCUUGUUCCCUCUGUACGGGCAAGGGGAGAUCCCACAGUGCUUCUGCCGGAUGUGUGCUGUAUUUGGUGGUAUCUAUUGUCUGCACCAUUCCGUACAAUGCCUUGUAGUGGACAAAGAAACUAGACGGUGUAAAGCAAUCAUAGAUCAUUUUGGUCAGAGGAUAAAUGCCAACUAUUUUGUUGUGGAAGAUAGUUACCUUUCAGAGAAGACAUGUAGGAACGUGGGUUACAGGCAGAUCUCCCGAGCAGUUCUCAUUACCGAUCGAUCGAUAUUGAAGACCGAUUCAGAUCAGCAGAUUUCCAUUUUGACCAUCCCACCAGUAGAACCAGGCCAGCCGGCAGUUUGCGUCAUUGAACUGUGUUCCUCCGCCAGAACGUGCAUAAAAGAUACAUAUUUGGUCCAUUUAACUUGUUCAUCUAUUAAAACUGCUAAAGAAGACUUAGAACCUGUUGUGUGGCAAUUAUUCACCACGAUCACGGAAACAGAAAGCGAAAGUACAGGAGAUGGGGUUCAAAAGCCCCAAAUUCUCUGGUCAGUGUAUUUCAACAUGAGAGACUCUUCUGGUGUAGACAAGACUUCAUAUGACAACCUGCCUUCCAAUGUCUAUGUGUGUUCUGGGCCGGAUGGUGCUUUAGGAAAUGACUGUGCUGUCAGACAGGCCGAGGCCAUUUUUCAAGAGAUGUUUCCAAGCGAGGAGUUCUGCCCGCCACCUCCAAAUCCGGAAGAUAUUAUCUAUGAUGGAGAUGGGACACAGCUGGAGGAUCCUGGAUUCAGCAAUGAGUCAGAAGCCAAACCAGAAUCUUUGUCUGAAAAGAGUAGUGAAGAGACUGAGGAAUGA
Molecule: messenger RNA, 1972 nt
Organism: Euleptes europaea (tarantolino)
Lineage: Eukaryota; Metazoa; Chordata; Lepidosauria; Squamata; Sphaerodactylidae
Gene: CHM
Product: CHM Rab escort protein
Exons: 15
Coding region: 8-1972 (654 amino acids)
Biological process (GO): protein geranylgeranylation; small GTPase-mediated signal transduction; intracellular protein transport
Cellular component (GO): Rab-protein geranylgeranyltransferase complex; nucleus; cytosol
Molecular function (GO): GDP-dissociation inhibitor activity
Source: RefSeq, a predicted model, not a curated record